CGCGGUUGAACUCGAAGUCGGGAUGCGGUUCCGAGGGAAUACACAAUUUGCAUCCGCUGUCGGACUGGUCCUCGGACUAUUAUGUGCGGUGGAGGCAGCUAAAGUCAAUAAGCACAAACCAUGGAUCGAGACAACGUACCACGGGAUCGUAACGGAAAACGAUGACAAAGUACUCCUGGACCCCCCUCUAAUUGCACUGGACAAGGAUGCUCCUCUACGCUACGCAGGUGAGAUUUGCGGCUUCAGGAUCCAUGGGCAGAAUGUCCCCUUCGAGGCAGUGGUCCUGGACAAGUCCACUGGCGAGGGGGUCAUCCGGGCCAAGGACAAGCUGGACUGCGAGCUGCAGAAGGAGCACACAUUCACCAUCCAAGCCUACGACUGUGGAGAAGGUCCUGAUGGUGCGAACAUGAAGAAGUCCCACAAGGCCACUGUGCACAUCCAGGUAAACGACAUCAACGAGUAUUCACCAGUGUUCAAGGAGAAGUCCUACAAAGCCACCGUUAUAGAGGGAAAGAAGUACGACAGCAUCUUGAAGGUGGAGGCGGUGGACGCUGACUGCUCUUUCCAGUUUAGUCAGAUCUGCAACUAUGAGAUCGUCACCCCUGAUGUGCCCUUCACCGUCGACAAAGAUGGCUUCAUCAAGAACACGGAGAAACUGAGCUAUGGCAAAGAGCGCAUGUAUAAGCUGACUGUGACCGCCUACGACUGUGGAAAGAACCGUGCCUCUGAGGACGUUCUGGUCAAGAUCAGCGUCAAGCCCACCUGCAAACCCAGCUGGCAAGGCUUCAAUAAGAGGAUUGAAUACGAGCCCGGCACAGGUAGCCUGGCCCUUUUCCCCAGCAUGCACUUGGAGACCUGCGAUGAACCAAUCACGUCCAUCCGAGCCAACGUUGAACUGGAAACCAACCAUAUUGGGAAGGGCUGCGACCGUGACACCUACUCUGAGAAGUCGCUGCACAAGCUGUGCGGAGCCAGCUCUGGUACCGUGGAGCUUCUGCCUGCACCCAGCAGCUCCGCCAACUGGACGGUAGGGCUGCCCACCGACAACGGCCACGACAGUGACCAGGUGUUUGAGUUCAACGGCACCCAGGCCAUCAAGGUUCCCGAUGGCAUGGUGAGCACCAGCCUGAAGGAGCCUUUCACCAUCUCUGUGUGGAUGAGACAUGGCCCCGGGGCCCAUGAGAAGGAGACCAUCCUCUGCAACUCUGACAAAACAGAGAUGAACAGACACCACUACUCGCUCUACGUCCACAACUGUAGGCUGAUCCUUCUCCUCCGCCAGGAUCCAUCAGAGGCUGAGAACUACAAACCAGCCGAGUUCCACUGGAAACUAGACCAGGUGUGUGACAAAGAGUGGCAUCACUAUGUGCUGAACGUGGAGUUCCCUACUGUGUCUCUGUUUGUGGAUGGAACUACCUUUGAGCCCUUCCUGGUUACAGAGGACUACCCAUUGCACGCCUCCAAGAUCGAAACUCAGCUCACCAUUGGUGCCUGCUGGCAAGACAACUCAGGACAUGACAAUGACACUGAGUCAGUCUCUGAGCCCACCUCAGGCGGAAAUGCUCGAAUGGCUCAGUUUUUCCGGGGGAACCUAGCUGGGCUGAUGAUCCGCUCUGGCAGGCUGGAGAACAAGAAGGUGAUCGACUGUUUGUACACCUGCAAGGAAGGACUGGACGUGCAGCUGCCUGAGGAGGUAGCUUCAGCUGUCAAGGUGGAGUUCAACCCCAACCAGUCCUCUCUGACCGUGGAGGGCGAUGACAUUGAUGCCUUUGACAAGGUCAUGCAGCACAUCUCCUACUUGAACUCUCGCCAGUUCCCAACCCCAGGAAUCAGGCACCUUCGCAUCUCCACCACCGUCAAAUGCUUCAAUGAGGAGUCCUGUGUAACGGUGCCAGAUGCCGAAGGUUACGUGAUGGUGCUGCAGCCUGAGGAGCCCAAGAUCAGCCUGAGCGGCAUUGACCACUUUGCCCGCAGCGCCGCCGAAUUUGAGAGCCAGGAAGGUGUGACGCUGUUCCCUGAGCUACGAAUCGUUAGCACCAUCACCCGUGAAGUGGAGGCCGACACCGAGUCUGAAGCAGCAGAAGGAGCUGACGAUGACCCCACAGUCCAAGAGACAGUGGUGUCAGAAGAGAUCAUGCACAACCUGGACACAUGUGAAGUGACUGUGGUGGGAGACGAGCUGGACGGGGAGCAUGAGAGCCUGGAGGUGGACAUGGCCCAGCUGCAGCAGCAGGGCCUGGAGAUGAGUUCAUCAAACCUGGGCCUCGUCAUCACCGGUGUGAACACCAUGGCCAACUACGAGCAGGUCCUGCAUCUCAUCCGUUACAAGAACUGGCACACAGAGGCUCUCUUUGACAGGAAAUUCAAGCUGGUCUGCUCUGAACUCAACGGUCGCUACAUCAGCAAUGACUUCAAGGUCGAGGUGAAUGUAAUCCACACAGCCAAUCCAGUGGAGCAUGCUAACAAUGCCAUGGUGCAGCCCAACUUUAUUAACCCCGUGCAUCAUGCUUCUGUGGAUCUGUCUGGUCAUAACCUGGUCAACGCUCACCAGGCCUCAGUGGUUCCGAGCGCCGCCACCAUUGUCAUUGUGGUGUGUGUUAGCUUCCUGGUGUUUAUGAUCAUCCUGGGCGUGUUCCGCAUCCGAGCUGCACACCAGCGCACCAUGAGAGACCAGGAGAACGGCAAGGAGAACGAGAUGGACUGGGACGACUCAGCCCUCACCAUCACCGUCAACCCAAUGGAGACAUACGAGGACCAGCACAGCAGCGAGGAGGAGGAAGAGGAGGAGGAGGAGAGCGAGGAUGGAGAGGAGGAAGAUGACAUCACGAGCGCUGAGUCAGAGAGCAGCGAAGACGAAGAGGGUGGGGAGCCGGAGGACCAGCAGGGGGCCAGUAGACAGCAGCAGCUGGAGUGGGACGACUCCACCCUCACCUACUAGAACAACACACACACACACACACACAGCAACACACACAUAACACUCAACACAAGCUCACACACUUCACCAACUCACACUCACUGCUUCACACACACACUCCCACCCCCUACAGUUUCAUGUCCAAGGAGCCGUGAUGUAAGAAAAAAAAAAAAAAGAAAAGAAAAAUUCCCUUCAGCG
Molecule: messenger RNA, 3115 nt
Organism: Chelmon rostratus (copperband butterflyfish)
Lineage: Eukaryota; Metazoa; Chordata; Actinopteri; Chaetodontiformes; Chaetodontidae
Gene: clstn1
Product: calsyntenin 1
Exons: 18
Coding region: 23-2938 (971 amino acids)
Biological process (GO): positive regulation of synaptic transmission; positive regulation of synapse assembly; homophilic cell-cell adhesion
Cellular component (GO): cell surface; postsynaptic membrane
Molecular function (GO): calcium ion binding; X11-like protein binding; kinesin binding
Source: RefSeq, a predicted model, not a curated record